Messenger RNA from Rhopalosiphum maidis (corn leaf aphid), 1687 nucleotides. Its product is annotated as decaprenyl-diphosphate synthase subunit 2-like. Gene Ontology annotation, molecular function: prenyltransferase activity. The coding region runs from base 371 to 1687 and encodes 438 amino acids. The transcript is spliced from 6 exons. NCBI's taxonomy places the organism in Eukaryota, Metazoa, Arthropoda, Insecta, Hemiptera, Aphididae. The record is from RefSeq and is a predicted model, not a curated record. Gene Ontology annotation, cellular component: transferase complex; mitochondrion. Gene Ontology annotation, biological process: ubiquinone biosynthetic process; isoprenoid biosynthetic process.
UAAACUGGCUUAUGAAUCUUUAGGUCAAAGCUAUAAUCUUUCAGAUGAUUACUCAUGGAAUAUUUACGUAACGCGAAACAAAAUAAUCUUGACUAAAAUUAUAAUCAUAUAAAUAUUUAAUUUAUUUCGAGAUAACUGAAAAAAAAAUCAACGAGCAUAGAGAAGCUAAAGACCCGUAGUGACUAACGACAGUGCUAUGAGAAGUAGAACACAACAAACUAUAAAAAUAAUCAAAACGUUACAACUAUGUUAUAUAAGUCUACGAUUUUCUCUGGUUACCCAAGUAUUAUAGUACACUGCACAUGCAGUUAUACACAUCAGAAAAAUCGACGAGCGAGUAUAUCCAUCGAUUUCAGCAAGUGAACUGACUAUGAAGGUUGGACGGUCACCAACGGCAAUCCGGAUACUGCGAAACGGGCCUGCCGUCCGUGUCCGUAAUCCCGGUGAUAGACAGCCGCGGCAACUUUACACUUCUUCAUCGGUGGUCAGUGCAACAACGACGACACAGUUCAACGGAAACCAUCGAUUGCAUAAACCCGACUGGGACCGCGCGGUGUCCGAGGCCGAAAAGAUCGUCGGAUACCCGUCGUCAUUCCUAAGUCUCAGAUGGCUGUUCAGUGACGAGAUAGCCAAUAUCGCGCUACACCUACGCCGCAUGGUCAACUCCAACCAUCCACUCCUGGAAACAGUCAAAGGUUUGUUAUACAACGGUCAGAAUACCAUGCAAGCUUGGGGGCUGAUCGUGUUACUCGUAUCCAAAGCAGCCGGUCACAUGAAUAUGGACAGCUCAGCGGACCAAGAUAAUUCGGGCGUUUUGCGCAGUCAGAGGGCGCUAGCUGAGAUCGCAGAAAUGAUCCGCACCAGCCACCUGAUGCAUAAUGGUCUUAUUAAUAUAUACCCGGAAAUGUUCUCGGAACCUAUCGGCCACAAUGAUAUGAGUUUCGGCAACAAGAUUGGCUUGCUCAGCGGCGACUAUCUCUUGGCCAACUCUUUUAACCAACUAUCGAUCCUCAAAAAUCAAAACCUCAUGGAAUUAAUCAGCAGCGCCUUACGUGACCUGUCCGAAGCCGAGUUUGUUGGCCGCAGAGAUUCGCAAAACAACCCAUUACCGUCGCCAUUCGAACCGCUCGAUCGAAAUCACGAUUCGACUGGGCUGCGGUUCAACCCGCUCCAAUCAUCGUCCGAGCAACUGCAGGGCGACAUGCCACUUACGCCCGCCCUGCACGACUGGACAAGGCGGAACGUACUGUCAGCUGGUAGCCUGUUGGGAAAGUCUUGUCAAGGCGCGCUCCUAUUAGCCGGUCACGGCGAGCAGUUACAAAAACAGGGCUUUUUGUUCGGUAAACAUCUAUCGCUAGCCUGGCAAGCAUACUUAGAUUUGGAGCCUUUUUUGUCUGAUUCAAUGUACUUAUUAGGAAUGUCUUUCAACCUCACCUCAGCACCAGUUAUGUUCCACCUUGAACAUGAUUCGUCAUUAUUUAAAGAAAUUGACAAGGGCGUUAAUUCAAUUCAAGAUGUCGACUAUGUCAAAGUGCACAAUGUUGUGAUUAAUGGUCCGGGAAUUAAUUACACGAAACAAUUACAAAAGGAACACUCGGAAAAAGCUAUGGAAAUUUUGAACGUUUUUGAAGAGAGUGAUGCCAGGACAGCAUUGUCUAACAUAAUUAUUGCUAUGGACCGCAAAUAA